CCGAAAACCGACCGCCUCAACCCCUACGGGCCUGAGACUUUCCUCUCCAACUCUGCCAGCUACAGGAUCCCCACCCCCAAUCUUGGACCAGGCGCCCCCAAUCCCUUCUUCAUCCACUCGCCCACUUCCCUGAACCCUGCUCCCUAUCUGUGCCCCUUCAGUGUCCCCUGAGGCCCCCAACACUGGCCAACUUCUUUCCCCUCAUCCUCAAGCCUCGGUUCCCAGCCCAGCUGGCCCCGCGCCUCCACUGAAGCGGUCCCUGAGUCCCGCUUGCUUCCAUCUUCCGUGCCCCUUUCUCCCCACCGUCCUGAAAGUUGCCCCUCCUCACGCCAUGCCCCACAUCUUCAGCGUGUCUCCGAUUUCGGCCAGCACCCCUUUCCACUCGACCAGCAUCCCCUCCGACUUCAUCCCGCUUCUAGCUGGUCCUCCGCUAGCAGCCUCGACCCCGGGCUUUGCUGGAGGGAAGACAGAGAAAAAGCUAGAAGGCAUGAAGUUCCCGGCCCUCCUGUGGCUCAACUGUACCCCUGCCCCCGAACAGGGCUACAGUUCCUCAGGGGAGCUCCCGCAUGGGCAUACCGAGGUGGAGUUUGGGAGCCAGUUGGAGGACACCACAGAGUCCCCACAGAAGAAGUAUGACAGGGCCGUCAUGAUCAGUGCCUGUGAGCGUGGCUGCCGCCUCUUCUCCAUCUGCCGCUUUGUAGCCAGGAGCUCCAAGCCCAAUGCCACCCAGGCUGAGUGUGAAGCAGCCUGUGUGGAGGCCUAUGUGAAGGAGACCGAGCAGCAUGCCUGCAGCGAGGGCUGCUGGAGCCAAAACCCAGAACCUGAGCCUGAGGAGCCCCAGCCUGAGCAGAAGAGAAAGGUCCUAGAAGCUCCAAGUGGGGCUGUCUCGCUCCUGGACUUGUUUUCCACCCUCUGCAAUGAUCUUGUCAACUCGGCCCAGGGCUUCGUCUCCUCCACCUGGACAUACUACCUGCAGACUGACAAUGGGAAGGUGGUGGUGUUCCAGACCCAGCCUGUGGUGGAGACCCUGGGGCGCGAGGGGGCCCGUCUGCAACGAGUCGAGGUGACCUGGCGUGGAUCCCACCCUGAAGCUUUGGAGGUGCACGUUGACCCCGUAGGCCCCUUGGACAAGGUGAGGAAGGCCAAGAUCCGAGUAAAGACCAGCAGCAAAGCCAAGGUGGAGUCGGAUGAAUUGCAGGACAAUGACUUCCUCAGUUGCAUGUCUCGGCGUUCUGGGCUUCCUCGCUGGAUCCUGGCCUGCUGCCUUUUCCUCUCGGUGCUGGUGAUGCUGUGGCUGAGCUGCUCUACUCUGGUGACCGCACCAGGCCAGCACCUCAAGUUCCAGCCCCUGACCCUGGAGCAGCACAAGGGUUUCAUGGUAGAGCCUGACUGGCCCUUAUACCCUCCCCCAUCGCACUCCUUUGGGGACAGCCCCCCAUCCUACAAGUUGAAACUGGACUUGACCAAGCUGUAGGCCUCCAUCUGCUCCCCAGAGUGGCUAAGUGUGUGGUUCCUUGGGUCUUGCUUCCCUGCACCCUGGAGAUGAGGCCAGGGUGGGACCUUCCCAGGGCUCCUUCUCACCCCAAACCUUUUCUCCCCAGCCCUGCUCCUCACCCUUUGGUUCUGGGUUAGCCACACUCCUGCUGGGGGCUGGGGAGCGCAAUCUGACCUUGGUUUCUCCCCAUCCCCUUUUACCCAGAACGUGAUACUUUCUGUCUUUGUGGUGUAGCUUCUUGAGUAUUUGAACCCCAGUUCUACGCUGCCUUAUUCCUCCCACUUCUCUUCCCUCUCUGGGGGGCUGAGGCCACUGGGAAGCCACCUUAUCUAAGAGGCUCCGUGUUUCUUCCCACCCCACCUCUGGAGAUCCAGCCCUGAGACAUGAACCUCACCACAUGCUGGAGGGGGGGCAGCUGGGGUUGGAGUUGCAGCAUGGGGAUCGGGGAGGAAUAAACCAUGUAU
This is a messenger RNA of Talpa occidentalis (Iberian mole), 1959 nucleotides long. RefSeq names its product transmembrane protein 59 like (gene TMEM59L). The transcript is spliced from 8 exons. Bases 332 to 1474 code for a protein of 380 amino acids. Lineage: Eukaryota; Metazoa; Chordata; Mammalia; Eulipotyphla; Talpidae. The record is from RefSeq and is a predicted model, not a curated record.